Mesocricetus auratus (golden hamster) is the source of this 1360-nucleotide messenger RNA. It is a transcript of the gene Tmem177, whose product is annotated as transmembrane protein 177. NCBI's taxonomy places the organism in Eukaryota, Metazoa, Chordata, Mammalia, Rodentia, Cricetidae. The coding region runs from base 290 to 1225 and encodes 311 amino acids. The transcript has 2 exons. The record is from RefSeq and is a predicted model, not a curated record.
CCCAGGUCCUAGACCGUCAUGCUUUGCGCCUGCCGGAUCCGGCGCGGGAGUUCGGCUUUCCUAGACGUCUGUAGAGUUGCUGAGGUCAUUGCUGCAUACCUGCCUCGCAGACAGAGAGAUGCUGUGACACCCCGAGGUGGUCUGACUCCGGAGCCAUACCCUCACUCACAAUGCAAUGUCACCUCAAUUAAGAACGAUGUGGCCCCAGAGGCUGCUCAGUCUGUAACCUGACAGAGGCACCGGCUGACUUCUCUUAUUCUUGGCCAAAUUACCCACAGAGGCAAUACUCAUGGCUGGUCCCCUGUGGAGGGCUGCAGCCUUUAUACAGAGACACAGGACAGGACUGUUGGUGGGUUCCUGUGCAGGCCUGUUUGGGGUUCAAAUCUCAUUCCACCUCUUCUCCAACCCCAUAGUCCAGUGGCUCUACCAGUACUGGCCUCAGGGUCAGCCCGCUCCUCUUUCCCCUCAGCUCCAGAGCCUCUUCCAGGAGGUGCUACAGGACAUGGGUGUCCCCUCAGGUCAUUGCUACAAGCCUUUCACUGCCUUUACUUUUCAGCCUGUGAGUGGUGGCUUCCCAAGACUUCCUUCUGGGGCCGUGGUGGGAAUCCCUGCCAUCUACCUGGGUGGCCCUGUGACCGCCAUCGACCAUACUGUGAUCAUCCAUGGGCAAAGAGUGAACUGGCAGAGCCCAGCAGGCACCAGGCUGAGAGAUGCCCUGACCCUGUCUCAUAAUGCUCAGAAGUUUGCUUUAGCCAAGGAGGUGGUAUACCUGGAGAGCAAUGUAGCUGCCCUUCAGAUCCUGCCAGCCCCAGCUUGCCUAGCAGGAACCUGGGUACUGAGUGUGGGUGCCAAGCAUGCCCUGGGGCUCUAUGGAGGCCCUGCAGGCUUUCGAGCUGCCUUUAACUUGGUGGCAAUAGUGGCUGGCUUUGUGGCCUACACCUUUUCCAAGGACUCCCUCACUGUUGCCCUGGAAGGUUGGCUGGACCGCCGCACAGCCUCUCUGUCUGCAGCCUAUGCCCAUGGUGGAGUGGAAUUCUAUGAAAAGAUCCUGUCAGGCAACCUAGCCCUCCGAAGUCUUUUGGGCAGACAAGGGGAGAAGCUGUACACACCAAGUGGAAACAUUGUCCCCAGACACUGGUUCCGCAUCAAACAUUUACCCUACACCACCCGCCGGGACUCUGUACUACAGAUGUGGAGAGCGACACUCAACCCAGGGCGCUCCUGAGAAGCCAGCCAACAGGGCACUGCUGGCUCACGUAGGCACCACCCUGGGAUGAAUUCUGGGGGAAUCUUUUGCUAUGGUUGCAUCCAUAGCCAAGGUCAGAACAGUAUGGAAUUAAACCAUUCAAUUCUGUCCUCA